Molecule: messenger RNA, 369 nt
Organism: Pecten maximus
Lineage: Eukaryota; Metazoa; Mollusca; Bivalvia; Pectinida; Pectinidae
Product: UPF0329 protein ECU05_1680/ECU11_0050-like
Exons: 1
Coding region: 1-369 (122 amino acids)
Source: RefSeq, a predicted model, not a curated record
AUGUACGUACGUUCGCUCUUCCUCCCAGUGAAAUGCAGUGAAAGUCAACGAAAAAGGAGACGAACGCAGAGGACGACAACGAAAAAGGAGAGGAACGCAGAGGACGACAACGAAAAAGAAGAGGAACGCAGAGGACGACAACGAAAAAGAAGAGGAACGCAGAGGACGACAACGAAAAAGGAGACGAACGCAGAGGACGACAACGAAAAACCAGAGGAACGCAGAGGACGACAACGAAAAACCAAAGGAACGCAGAGGACGACAACGAAAAACCAGAGGAACGCAGAGGACGACAACGAAAAACCAAAGGAACGCAGAGGACGACAACGAAAAACCAGAGGAACGCAGAGGACGACAACGAAAAACUAG